AUGAGUAAGAGUAACUUAUUUGCCGACAAUGAUAUUGAUGGCUUUCAAAUCGAUGACAAUCUGAAUGACGAUACUUUGAUAUCUCCAGAUAAUAACCCCGCAAACCUAAUGGCCUCACCUGAAGUCCCCCAAUCUCUACAUAUCAACAACACUCCGCAAUUCAAGAAAAAAUAUGAAGGGGGUAUCUUUUCUCUUAACUACUAUAGACAGUAUUUUGAUUUGAACACUUCGGAAUUCAUAUCAAACUGUCUUUCCUCGCUCAAUCCGUUGUCUAAACCAUCUGCAGAUGAUUUCAAUCAUAUAGGUGAUGUCUACGGAUCAAUAUGGAUUACUGCUACCUUGGUUUUUCUACUAUUUUUCUGCAAUUCAUUUGCAGCUCUAUUGAGUGGAUGGUUCUUAAAUAUUGAUUUGAAAUCCAUGAAAAUCAAUUAUUUUAAAAUGAUCAUCUCCUCUAUAAAUCUACUCUACGGUUACUCGGUCGUCAUCCCUCUCAUCUUGUAUCUCAUAUUAAAGUUCUAUUUGAAAGUCUUGUUUCUAGUUCCACUAUCCAAACUUGUUUCAAUUUACUCAUAUGCUAAUCUCAUGUGGAUUCCUGCGGCCUUGCUCUCCAUAUUUAGAGGCUUCUUGGUGAACCACAGUAUAUUAGACACAGUACUCAAAUGGAUCUGCAUUACUAUUGGCGCUCUGAUGAGUGGUGCCUCGAUUCUUCACAAGCUCAAAAUAUAUUUUAGCUCAAUCUUCGGUGAAGAAGAGAAAAAAAUGAUGUAUGCCUUACUUGCACUAUUGUUUCUGGCACAUGUUGGUUUUGCAAUUGGCUUGAAGGUCUGCUUUUUUGGUAAGCUGUAA
Molecule: messenger RNA, 846 nt
Organism: Pichia kudriavzevii
Lineage: Eukaryota; Fungi; Ascomycota; Pichiomycetes; Pichiales; Pichiaceae
Exons: 1
Coding region: 1-846 (281 amino acids)
Biological process (GO): vesicle-mediated transport
Cellular component (GO): Golgi apparatus
Molecular function (GO): small GTPase binding
Source: RefSeq, a predicted model, not a curated record